This is a messenger RNA of Beta vulgaris subsp. vulgaris (sugar beet), 1321 nucleotides long. RefSeq names its product desiccation-related protein PCC13-62. The transcript has 3 exons. Lineage: Eukaryota; Viridiplantae; Streptophyta; Magnoliopsida; Caryophyllales; Amaranthaceae. The record is from RefSeq and is a predicted model, not a curated record. The coding region runs from base 153 to 1091 and encodes 312 amino acids.
AAUAACGUCCUCGAUGUGUUAUUUUACUACACGUACAACUGCUUACGUUAGUAGAAUCAUCCCAUGCACAAAUAUAUAAAUAGGGCCCCAAGGAUUCACUCAAGGUUACACUAAUGUUUAAGAGCUAAUUAAAGCUAUAUUAACCUCAAAAAAUGGCGUUUAUCUUCUUCACUUGUAGUAAGUUCUUGGUAAUACCAAUUUUGCUCUUAAAUGUAUUAAUUAUCUCUGUUAAGAGUAGCGCUGUUGAUCAUAAUAAAUUAGGGGGAGGUCCUUCAAUCCCAAAAUUGGAUCAAGAUUUGUUGGAAUUUCCAUUGAAUUUGGAAUAUUUAGAAGCCGAGUUUUUCUUAUGGGGUUCUACUGGAAGUGGGUUGGACAGAAUUGCCCCUAAUCUUGCCCAAGGAGGUCCUUCUCCCAUUGGGGUUAGAAAAGCACUUCUUGACCCUUUUACUAAUGACGUUAUUUAUCAAUUUGCCCUUCAAGAAGUUGGUCAUUUGAGGGCAAUCAAGGAAAAAGUGAAAGGAUUUCCAAGACCAAGUUUGAACCUAAGUAGCUCAGUAUUUGCUGAUGUGAUGAACUCUGCAUUUGAACGUCCACUAUAUCCUCCUUUUGACCCUUAUAUUAGUCCGCUUAAUUACUUACUUGCCUCUUAUUUGAUCCCCUAUGUUGGCCUUACUGGUUACGUGGGUGCCAAUGCGAAACUUACAUCCUCAGAUGCCAAAUCGCUAGUAGCAGCAUUAUUGGCCGUGGAGUCAGGCCAAGAUGCAGUGAUCCGAACAAUGCUCUACCAACGGCGGCUUCAAUGGGUGCCACCCUACAGAAUAACUGUGCAAGAGUUUACGAACCGAAUUUCGGAGCUAAGGAACAAGCUUGGUAACACAGGCUCAAAGGACGAAGGCUUAUUUGUAGAACCAUCAAGAGGUGCAGAAGGAAAAGUAAGUGGCAAUAUACUUGCUGGGGAUAAAAACUCUAUAGGGUACCCUAGAACUCCAGAAGAGAUUUUGAGAAUUGUGUAUUCAAGUGGAGAUGAGAAGAAGGUUGGUGGAUUUUAUCCUAAAGGUGCUGAUGGAUCCAUAGCUCAAUCUUAUCUUUGAACCCAAAAAAACAGUGGUGUUUAAUUUUAAUAUGCAUGGUAGUUUGAGAGUUAAGAUUUCAAAUUAAAGAUGUUUAAGAGACUUUUUUAUGUUGUUUUGUUAGAUGUUUAGUUUAGAGUUUUAACUAGAGAAUUAGAAAUAAUCGUGUUAUAAGAGGAGUUUUUUUUUUAAAUUUACCAAUAAGGUUUUAGGGAAGUUUUUGAUGAGUAUUAUAAGUACAUUGUUGACAA